UAUGAAAGCCCUCCUGUUAGGCGCAACCGGGAACCUGGGGUCGCGCCUUGUCCCCGCUCUUCUGGCACAUAACCACCAAGUCUGCGUGUUCGCCCGAAAUCCUCAAAAGUUAAAUGACCUUCUUCCAUCUUCUGUAAUCUCAAAGCUACAGAUUAUACAAGGCGAUGCGACCUCAGAAACAGCCGCAACAUCUGCGCUGACCGUUUCCGAUGCCGAGGUUCUUGUCACUGCUGCUGGGGCAGCUCCACUGCUGGCUUGGCCUAAAAGUAAUGUCAUGGAGAUCGACUCUGCAAUUGUUGCCUCCUUGGAGGUUACUGGUACAAAAAGACGGAUUAGGAGCUGGUUCUUGGCAGGGAUGUUACUCUUGGAUUUACCUGGGAGCGGGGGAAGCCGGAAAUUGUUUGAUUACCUGCCCUUGUAUCCAAAUGAUGUGCACAAAAUUCCACUUCUGGAACAGUCUAAGAAUAUACGGUGGUCGUGUAUUUGUCCUGCGAAGAUGUCGGCGUUCUCUAAAAAGGUUUUAUCCGCAGAGGAGCAUUUUUGAGUCCAGAGUGGCCGCACGCCCCUGAAAGCAAUGGCUUCUGAACCGCCGGGUUGGAAAAGUUCGGCCUUGACACCACUCAUGGGAAAUUAUGUGGAUGUUCUUAGCAACUGUCUAUCCUUGCGAAAUGCAGUAAAGUUUGAGGAUGUCGCAGAGUUCAUUGCUAGUAAUCUCGGAAGUGAAGAGCUUGUAGGGGAACGGGUAGGACUUAUCAAAAUUUAGAUCAUAUGUUUAUUUGGAAUUUUGUGCAGCGAUCCUCUGCCCUGGAAGUCUAGUCUUUUAUUGGUCUUGGGCGGUGGUCACUUUAUCAUGUUCAUCACAAGAUACCAAGCCUUCAACCUCCUCGGUCUUUGGGACGACAUUCAAAGGCUCACAGAUC
Molecule: messenger RNA, 920 nt
Organism: Cadophora gregata
Lineage: Eukaryota; Fungi; Ascomycota; Leotiomycetes; Helotiales; Ploettnerulaceae
Exons: 3
Coding region: 2-544 (180 amino acids)
Source: RefSeq, a predicted model, not a curated record